GUCUCCUCCUGAGCUUAUUAAGCAGUUUGAGGAGAUUUUAUCAUCAAAACCUGAGGUGGACAACUUUGUGAAAAUUUAUCCUGGCGUCGCCCACGGAUGGACUGUGAGAUACAAUGUGGAAGACAAGAAGGCUGUGGAGAGUGCUGAAGAAGCGCAUCGGGACAUGUUGGAGUGGUUUACCAAGCAUGUCAAGUGAGUGCAAAGAACCCAAGCAGUUUCCAGUUAAAAGUCUGAAUGUCGACCAUCAUCAUCAUAGUAUGGAGCUAAUUAUUGAUAGACCUUAUAUUGUAUUUCAUAUUUGAAGAAUAAUAUCGUGCUACGGUGAUGUGAAAUGAUACUGUAUGAAUUCCAAGGAGUGCUAUAUCUAUCAUUUAAAAUAGGGAAAAAGGCCAAAAUUGUCCCUAUA
This is a messenger RNA of Nicotiana tabacum (common tobacco), 406 nucleotides long. NCBI's taxonomy places the organism in Eukaryota, Viridiplantae, Streptophyta, Magnoliopsida, Solanales, Solanaceae. The record is from RefSeq and is a predicted model, not a curated record.